Metarhizium album ARSEF 1941 is the source of this 3561-nucleotide messenger RNA. RefSeq names its product Tetratricopeptide-like helical. NCBI's taxonomy places the organism in Eukaryota, Fungi, Ascomycota, Sordariomycetes, Hypocreales, Clavicipitaceae. The coding region runs from base 1 to 3561 and encodes 1186 amino acids. Gene Ontology annotation, molecular function: protein binding. The record is from RefSeq and is a predicted model, not a curated record. The transcript has 4 exons.
AUGAAUCCCAAAGCAGCAAACUACAUCGAGCAGCUCAACAGCGCCCGGUGCGAGGGGAAUUGGGAUGCUGUGCCGGAGCUGGUACGCAAAGUUCGCAAGCACGCUCCUGAGAGGCAAUGUCUUGCAUUGGCGGCCGAGACCGAAUGCGCCAUCUCGCAAGCAACGCUAGCCGGUGCUCGACCCUCUGCUGCCCAGACAGCCCGAGACCUCGACGUGCCCACCCUGUUUCCCAAAUUAGCUGCCGCCAUUGACGACGAACAACAUCAUCAUGAAGAUCGAUUUCAGGCAAAGGUCUGCAUGGGCUGGUUGCACUGGGUGGUUGGAGAGUACAACGACGCCAUGGCCAUUCUCCCUGGUAGCCUCGAAGCCGAAGGCAUCUCGGAAGAACGAAUGGAUACGGUUUCCGAAUGGACCAACUUGAGUGCCCUCAAGUCUGCGUAUCUAAAAGCUAAUUGCUUCAUGCGGAACGACCAGGGGCCGGAAGCUCUCUCAGCGCUGAGGACGGGGACACCGUCCUUGAAUGGAGUUUGGUGUGGUCAUGGCGUCAGGAAGCAGCUGCGGUACUGGUCAGAAUUGUUCUUGACAGAAUAUUGCAUGCUGUCUAGCCAGGCUGUCGAGAAGGAAGAGCUAGACCUUGACGACCCGGACGCCCUCGCCAGCUUCCGGGCCUGGGCUAGGUACUGGGAUGUCAUGGGAGCUCCCAUUACUGGCGGGUUUGGUUUCAAAGGCUCUGUCCCUCGGCGAAGGAUAUGGGCCGAGUAUUACGAGGCACUAUCUCGCAUCCUAGAAAACGACUUAUCCUACGCAGGAGGUCCUGUCGACACGAUUUCGGCCGAUUCGUCUGCCCGAGCCCAACUUCGACUGGAGACGAAGAAAGUAGAAGCCGCCUACCGAGCUCUCAUCCUGACAGAAACGACGUUUCCCAAGGCCGACGAGGAUCGGGAAGAAGUUGAGGACUUUGUGAAGCGAGUCAUGACGAAUUGGUCCAUUCUUUGCGGUCGGGGUUGGCGAGAACAAGACCUGGGUGAAGGCGGCCGAGCCGCGAUGAGUCGUAACGUUCUUGAAACCUUGUACAGUGCUGCAACACGAACGUACCAUUCUACCACGAUACUUCGAUCUCUGUUUAGAGUCCAUCUGGCCUUGGCGGAAUUCGACCUUGCCUUCAAGGCGCUUGACUCGUAUCUAGAGAUUGUGCACAAGGCCAAGGCCCGAGUGGAAAAGACGGGACACAGGGAAGCGGGCCUGGAUGAUGACGGUGCCGUGCUAGAAACCAUGGCGCAGGCUAUCAUCGCUCUAUGCCGCUACGGACGCCGAAACGCAGGAGAAAGGGCACGCCAGCUUGGGGCUGAACUUGAAGACCAGCUGUCCAAGAUGUCACACACAAGAUCUGCCGAAAACGGGGCCCCUACUAAUGGUGAUACUGAACCAAGAAGCGAGUGGCGGACCCAUGUCGCACCAAAUGUGGUCGCCUUGGCCUGGCAGGCGAUUGGGUUGUCUCAUGCUCACUGGGCCAGAAUCACUCACGAAGCAGCCUCCAUAACCGAAAUUCAGUCCAAGGCUAUACGCUGUCUUCGAAAGUCCUUGGCCGCCGAGUUUGGUCGUUCUAAAGACAUCAGGAGCUUCUUCAGUCUUGCUCUUCUGCUUGCUGAGAGACGCGAGCUCACGGCUGCGAUAGAGCUCGUGCGCUCCGCUUUGCUCUGCAACAAGGGCAACGAGGAGAGUUACAGUCUAUUUCAUGGGCCGUACUGGCAGGAAAGGACUCUGAUUCCUGUGUGGCAUUUACUAGCUUUAUUGUUGAGUGCCAGACAGGACUAUGCCUUGGCUGCCCGAGCUUGCGAAGGCGCGUUGGACCAAUUUAAAGACUCAACAAUUCUUUUUGGCAAGUCUUCUGCACACAGCGACCACCUCAAAGACCCUGGAGCUCACAAAACAGCCGAAACCCCUGUUCGGGGGCUUGUUGAUGACAUGGACGGCUCAGAGAAGGAGAGCAUUUUGGAGGUCAAGAUGACGCAACUGGCUCUUAUAGAAGUAGUUGAGGGACCGGACGCAGCUGUCAAUGCCAGUCACGAACUGCUCUCACUAUUUUCCCGCCUCUUUGGCUCGCCCUCGACCGCAUCGCCUGUCGCCUUACCGGCGCCCUCAUUACCGCCAGAAACGUCGGGCACAAUUCGAGGCAUUCGCGGAAGCAUCUUUGGAGGAGGAAAGGCGGACAAAUCGAGUCCGCCGGCAAGGCAGCAUACCAUCAGUGCCGUAGGAGAGAAGUCGGCGGUGGCUACCUCGAGGCCUGCAACAUCUCACAGCUCUCACACAGCGGCGCCGGCAAGUCAAGGAUUUGACGAAAAGGACACCAUCAAUGGCUCACGACGUGGCGGCAGCGGCCCUGGACGUGGAAGCAACUCACGACGAAGGAAUAGCCUGAAGAAGAGGGACAGGAGUGGUAGCCGGACUAGACCUGUACCGGCUGCUGCAACCAUACACCAGCCUACUAUGGUUGAUGGGGAGACUUUCUUUACCCCAACUGGAGAAGUGGACUCUCCUGACUUUUUCAAUUUGAAUAAGCUGUCUGCUGUUCAGCCGCCAUCCUCAAGCCGAGGCAAGCCUAUGUCGUCUAUGCACUCCAUCAUGUCAGCUACAUCCAAGUCGUCCGACGUCACGGAACUGAAUGUUGACGUUACUCACGCCUCUCCCAAUGUGCUUCCGCUCGUACAGUUUUCCAAGAUGGAGGAGAAAGGCCAGAAGAUUUCUCUACUGAUCAAGAUCUGGCUCACCAUUGCUGGCUUCUAUCGUCGCGCUGGCAUGCUGGACGAUGGCAAGGCUGCAGUUUUGGAGGCUCAGAAGCUACUGGUGGGUAUCGAGUCUGAGGCUGCAAGGGACCCUUCCAGCACAGGUGCAGCGAAAGGCGACGGCUGGGGUGAGAUGAGGAGCAGCGAUGACCUUUGGGGUGACAUUUGGUCCGAGCUCGGACUCUUGGGCAUUGCUAGGGGUCUCCCGUACGAAGCCAAGUCGGAUUUCGAAGUAGCCCUCACACACUCAGCUGACCACGCCACGGCUAUCGUGGGCUUGUCCAACGUUCUGCUGGACAUUUACAGCGAAAAGGUGCUUCCCCCUCCGAAUAUGCCGUCCCUAGACGGGCUGUCCCAGAGUGAGAAGGGGCCAUUUCAAUCAUGCAACCAAGGGCUCCGCGAGAGAUUUGCAGGUACUCUGCCGUCAUGGCCUCUUGGACUCGGGCCAUUCAUGGACGACGGUGUCGCAUCGCCGACUCCGGGCAAGGCCGCUGCCAGAAGCGAGCAUGAACAACUCCCUGUGUCGUAUAAAGCCGCGCACCUGCCGCUGGUAGAUCGACUUGCGGCGAGAGAGCGUGCGUUUACUCUUCUUUCCGGGCUGACCCGCCUGGGCACUGGGUGGGACAAUUCCGAUGCCUGGUUCGCCUUGGCGAGGGCGCACGAAGAGAGUGGACAGCCAGAAAAGGCCAAGGAAGUUUUGUGGUGGUGUGUAGAGCUGGAAGAGGCCAUGGGUGUGCGGGACUGGCGCUGUGUGGGUAAUGGUGGUUACUUUAUUUAG